AUGGGCACGGGUCCUGCCCCGGGGCUUUGCCACCUCCGACAACCCCUGGGCCGCCAGGUCUCCAACGCUCCCCGGAACCAGCCUCCCAGCUCCGAGUUCGUAGCCCGGCCUGUGGGUGUCUGCUCCAUGAUGCGUCUGCCCAUGCAGGCCUCCCCGGAGGGGCUGGACGCCGCCUUCAUCGGAGUGCCCCUGGACAUUGGUACCUCCAACAGGCCCGGAGCCAGAUUUGGACCCCGACGCAUCCGGGAGGAAUCUGUGUUGCUCCGAACUGUCAAUCCUAGCACGGGGGCCCUCCCCUUCCAGUCCCUUAUGGUGGCAGACCUUGGUGAUGUGCCUGUCAAUCUUUACAACCUACAGGACAGCUGUCGGCUAAUUCAAGAGGCCUAUCAGAAAAUUGUAGCAGCUGGCUGCAUUCCUCUGACAUUGGGUGGAGAUCACACCAUCACUUACCCCAUAUUGCAAGCCAUAGCAAAAAAGCAUGGCCCUGUGGGGCUGCUGCAUGUGGAUGCCCACACGGAUACAGCCGACAAGGCCCUGGGGGAGAAGCUGUACCAUGGGACACCCUUCCGCCGCUGUGUGGACGAGGGACUCCUGGAUUGUAAGCACGUGGUACAGAUUGGCAUCCGGGGCCCUUCCAUGACCUUGGACCCUUACAGAUACAACCGGAGCCAGGGCUUCCGGGUGGUCCUGGCCGAGGACUGCUGGAUGAAGUCUCUGGUCCCUCUGAUGGCAGAGGUCAGGAAGCAGAUGGGAGGCAAGCCUCUCUACAUCAGCUUUGACAUAGAUGCCCUGGACCCUGCCUAUGCCCCAGGAACUGGGACUCCUGAAAUUGCCGGUCUCACCCCAAGUCAGGCUCUGGAGAUCAUCCGUGGCUGUCAAGGUCUGAAUGUGGUGGGCUGUGACCUGGUGGAAGUGUCACCCAUGUAUGAUCUGUCUGGAAACACGGCACUGCUAGCAGCCAACCUGCUUUUUGAGAUGCUGUGUGUUCUUCCUAAAGUGACCACGGCUUGA
Molecule: messenger RNA, 1011 nt
Organism: Dipodomys ordii (Ord's kangaroo rat)
Lineage: Eukaryota; Metazoa; Chordata; Mammalia; Rodentia; Heteromyidae
Gene: Agmat
Product: agmatine ureohydrolase (agmatinase)
Exons: 7
Coding region: 1-1011 (336 amino acids)
Molecular function (GO): metal ion binding; agmatinase activity
Source: RefSeq, a predicted model, not a curated record